AUGGAUCCCUUCUCUCCUGCACAUCAACCCGACGAGGGUUAUUCCGAGGACCCUUUAACGCCCACCGUCAAUCAAGAACUCUCGACCGCCCUCGCUACUCUUCGUUCUCCAUCCGAUUUAAGCACAUGGCUUGUCGCGAACUCGUCUCUUCUACCCCUCCAGGUCAGGACAGAGUUGACCAUGGCCCUGCUCGAUAAUCUGCCUACAUCCGUCAUCGCCGAGAUCGUUCACCGUUUGAACCCGCGACUCUACAUUGACUUUAUCCAAUACCUCCCUGCGGAAAUCUGUCUCAAGAUUUUAGGCUUCCUCGAUCCCGUCUCCCUCGUUAGCGUCACGCAAACAUGUCGCGCUUGGUACGAAUUGGCUUUGGAUAGGAAGUUAUGGGAGCAUCUAUACUACAUGGAGGGAUGGAAGACCAUCACGAGCGAGAUCGAAGCCUGCGAAACUAAGGUCAACAAUGGCCUUGAUCAUUCCGUCCGCCUUCUCAACCGAUUGCAAUCGACGCAAGAUGCUCAUCCUAACAAGAUCCGCGCUGUUAAUACCGACGAAGACCUCGAAAUGACCGAUCGCGACCGUACACCUGGUCCCAGUGAGGGUUUGACCGGUGGAAGCAUGUUUGGCAGCCCUUCGUCCUCUUUCUCGUCAAGCCGACCUGCCAUCGUACCUAUGGGCGAGAUGGAUCUUGAUGGUUCUAGAACAGCGAGUCUCGACCGAACCAUGUCUUCAUCUUCCGAGGGCAGAGGAAAGCGCAAGGAACCGAGCGGCGAUCCCGAGUCAUCCGUACCUCCAAUGUCGCUCGCCGAUGCAGCCAACACCAUGCCCCCGUCACCACUUUACAUUUGGGAUGUCGGCCGAUCACGAUAUCGCAUCAACUGGCGGUAUCUAUAUGCCAUGCGACGCAAGUUGGAAGCGAACUGGGAGCUUGGAAAAUACAGCACCUUUCAAUUCCCACACCCCAACUUUCUUGAGGAGGGACAUCAGGAAUGUGUCUACGCAUUGCAAUUCGAGAAGGAUUAUUUGGUGAGCGGCAGCAGAGAUCAGACCAUGCGCAUUUGGAACGUGCAUACCCGUCGACUUGUUCGAGCUCCACUCACUGGACACAUGGGCUCCGUUCUGUGUCUGCAAUUUGACGCCGACCCAGAAGAGGAUUUGCUUGUCUCUGGAAGUAGUGACUCUAACGUUUUCAUCUGGAAGUUCUCCACAGGAGAGCUGGUGCAGAGGCUGACAAGAGCUCACCAUGAAUCAGUGCUCAACGUGCGAUUUGACAAACGCAUUUUAGUUACAUCUUCCAAGGACAAAACGAUCAAGAUCUUUAACCGACGUCCUUUGAGACAUGGCGAUCUCGGAUACCCUGGAGGCGAUGUCGUUGGCCCGGUCCCAACCAACCUGCGAAGAUACGGUUACGAACCAGACUUGAGUCAGGAACUUGCCGUCAAGCCACCAUUUACCAUGAUCGGCCGUCUGGAUGGACACAGCGCUGCUGUGAAUGCAAUCCAAGUUCGCGACCGCACUAUCGUCUCUGUCUCUGGUGAUAGGCACAUCAAGGUUUGGAAGUGGCCAGAGCAGGUCUGCACUCAAACGAUACCCGCACACGACAAGGGAAUUGCGUGCGUUGAGUUUGAUGGACGCAGAAUUGUGAGCGGCAGCAGUGACUGGGAAGUAUGCAUUUUUGAUGCCCCUACCGGCCUUAAGGUUGCCCAGUUGCGCGGACACAACCAUCUGGUUCGUACUGUUCAGGCUGGUUUCGGCGAUCUACCAUACAGCACAGCAGAAGAUGAGCUCGAAGCCAAGGCCGUGGAUGCUGAGUACUUCCGGGCUCUGGAGGCUGGCGAGAUCGACCAUAGCAUGGAUCGAAGACGUCGCAGAGACCGUCGUGCCAAUGCUGGUAGCUCACGACCUGAGGAUGUGCAGGCAUUCGGUGCCAAGGUGCCUCCUGGCGGUGGUGGAGGCAGAAAGUACGGCCGUAUAGUAUCUGGCUCCUACGAUCAGAGCAUCAUCAUCUGGAGACGCGAUAAGGAAGGCGUUUGGAAGCCUGCAAUUCAUCUUCGACAGGAGGAGGCUGCUGCUGCUGCUCAACGUGAAGCUGCUGCGGCAUUGUCGAGCGCAACAUCGAACGUCGCAAUGGCUGGAUCAUUGGCUAGCAGAUCUUCGCAUUCAUCUACCAUCGUUCCACGCUCUCCACCUACAACUGGCACACCACUUGGACCCAUGAUGCUACGCGACCACCAUGGCGACUCGCAACGAACAUCGACUUCAUACCAAGCGCUCAUCGACCAAACCGUACCGCUCGGACCAAAUGCGCUUCAGCAGGCACUUGCGCAAUACCCGAUCGCGCUGGCUCACCACUCAUACUUGCAAUCCGCCAUCGAGAAGGAGACUUCGCCUUUGAUUCGAGCACAGCUUAGAGGGGUAGUUACGGACGCUCUGGCUGCUCUUCAGAUUCGACAGGCACCUUUGCGGCACCAGUCGAGCUCGGUCGGUUCCAGCGAUAGCAACCGAACGAACCCGAGGUCCAGUAUCGGCGUGCCUCUACCUGGUGCUAUACCUGCGCCGGCUCAUGCGGCAGGUGGAGUUCCAGCUGCGCAAACACCGGCCGCAAAUAAUGCCCAAGGUGCACCACCUGGGCAGCCAGGCCAACCAGCGGCGGUUGCUCAUCACCCUGGUCAACAUCCCCAUAUCGCAGCGGCAGAGAACACAUCUGCACGAGUCUUCAAGCUUCAAUUCGAUGCGCACAAGAUUAUUUGCUGCAGCCAAACUCCAACAAUUGUCGGAUGGGAUUUCUGUAAUAAAGACCCAGCAUUGGAAGAAGCUGUCAGGUUCUUCGCAACGGUGGACUAG
Molecule: messenger RNA, 2838 nt
Organism: Fusarium coffeatum
Lineage: Eukaryota; Fungi; Ascomycota; Sordariomycetes; Hypocreales; Nectriaceae
Exons: 2
Coding region: 1-2838 (945 amino acids)
Molecular function (GO): protein binding
Source: RefSeq, a predicted model, not a curated record